AUUUGUUGUCUGUCAACACUGAUAUUUUCGAUCGGCAGCAGUGAUUUUCAAUCGUUGACAGAUUCUUAUAGUUUGUUUAUGUGAAUUGAAAGAAACUUAAUCAAUAAAAUACAUUUUCCAUCUGUACAAUAAAUAUCACAUUUAAAUUUAUGAGAUAUGGCUGGUCUUAUAGAAUUCUUUAUGCAAUCAUUCGCACCUAAGAUAAAUCCGAACAAUUAUGUAGAUAUUAAGCCACUCGUUGAAUUCUGGUCCAACUGUAGUCCGAUAACGUUAAAAUAUAACCAGGAGUCUCUCAACAGUGAAAUACGUUCGUCAAUAAUUGCAAACCUAUGCGCCAUCCACCGAGUACAAGGCCAGUUCCCGCAGUACGGAUUUGAUGCACUGAAAGACAUUUUAAACCAGGCCAUCAAUGAUGACUCUGUAGCCCAAUGGAUUCUUUGUGUCCACUUAACGAAAAUAAAUGAUACGAAAGGGGAUGGAAGUAAGCUUUCUUUCUUGCUGAAUGCUGUCAAAGCGAUGAUUGUAAAUAUUCCUGACCUUCACCACCAAUCUUGGAUCGAAUUAGGGCAAAAAGUUGUGAGACACAAUCAGAUAAUAGAUAUUGUCGCCAGUGUUCUUCAGAAAUUCGGUGUGAAGGCGAAACCACCAAAUCAUAUCCGUUUUGUUAUAGUCAGAAACGAGGUUUCUGAGCUAAGAGGUUUUUCUGGUUUGAAUACCAUUUACAUCAACUGUGAACAUUAUCAAAAUGCUUUUGAAAUGAGCUUCAAGAAUGCCGAACGAUUUAAUUUAGUUGAAAGAGUUGAAUUAGCCUCAAAAAUGAGCCUUAUCGCAUUGGCCAUUCAUGAGUUUGGUCACAUCAAGCUACGUGAGGCGCAUGGUGACUUUAAUUUAAGUACGCCAACGUUGGCUGCAGAAAUGCAACUGCCGGAUGACCAUAAAGAAUUUGGAGCACUGUGUGAAAUAGAAGCUUUCGGGUCGCACGUUGAUUGGAAUAAGUCCCGAUUCGGUGCGGAUUUAUGUUAUAUGCGAUCUUUUCUGAAUGCAAUCGAAACAGGAACGGAACUUCCGAAGGGACCUCUGGGUUUGCUAAUAAAUCGUUCGGAAUGCGAACACUUUUCCGCUGGAGUUGACAUGGACAGUACUUCCUACUAUGAUUAAAGCUGCAAUUUUGUGAAUUUUUGCAUGAAUAAUUUAAGUCCAAAAUUGGUUUUGCGACACAUUGCAUUUCCUUUCAACUAACCAGAAUCAAUGGUACAUUGUGGAGACCCGAUUCGGCAACCACUCACAACCUAAAGUUCAUUUUCGGCAGUGGCUAGAAUGCAGUUAGGUGUGAGGUAACUAAAAAAAAAGAAUCUGUAGUUAUUCGUUGACGAGCAAGUAGUGGGUGGAUGCAUAGUAUGUGUCCGUCGAAUUGAGUAGAUCUUACUAUCUUUGUAGACGUCAGUCUUUCAAUGCAUACAAAAGUUUUAAGUUAUGAGUUUCAUGCUUUCGAGAGCUGUUUUUUUUGCAUGAUUUGGAUUAUAGUAGACACAGUAAACUUCUAUGAAAUCGGUCUGGUGUUCUCUACUCUGAGUUUCGAGUCUCCUCUAGCGAACUCACGCUAGACAUAUCAAAACCACUGGACAACUAUGCCACUAUUACACAAUCUGAAAUCAGUUCAAUCUUUGUAGCAUGCAAGAAUAUGACCUCCCUUGAUGUCAAAGAUAAAGACAUUAACAUAUGUUCAGACAGUCAAGCUUCACUCAAAGCUUCAAAUUCUCACUGUUUUACAUCAAAACUUAUAAUAGAAUGCAUGGAGUCACUGCAUUGCCUUUCCAAUAAUAACAAAGUCAACCUUUACUGGGUCCCCGGACACAGUUGCAUUGACGGCAAUGAAAGAGCUGACAAUUUAGCACGUCUGGGCAGGUAAGCCACCUUUUGUGGCCCAUCACCAGUUUUAAGACUCACCAUGACGCAAAGAGGCGCUUUUAGAAAAUUCUAUAAAACGUAAAGAACAAUGGGAAAAUCUCACUAACUGUAAACAUAGCAGAACCAUAAUCUACGUAAUUACUUACUAGAACCAAUAAACGUAACUA
Messenger RNA from Bradysia coprophila, 2075 nucleotides. RefSeq lists its product as uncharacterized. NCBI's taxonomy places the organism in Eukaryota, Metazoa, Arthropoda, Insecta, Diptera, Sciaridae. The record is from RefSeq and is a predicted model, not a curated record.